Molecule: messenger RNA, 2674 nt
Organism: Python bivittatus (Burmese python)
Lineage: Eukaryota; Metazoa; Chordata; Lepidosauria; Squamata; Pythonidae
Source: RefSeq, a predicted model, not a curated record
AUGGAGGCAGCUGUGGCGGUACUGGAGAUGUCAGACAUUGUGUUGCUCAUUACAGACAUCCGGCACCCGGUCAUCAAUUUCUCCCCAGCCCUUUAUGAGUUUGUAACCAAGCAGAUGAAGAAAAACCUCAUCCUAGUACUGAACAAGAUUGAUCUGGCCCCACCAGCCCUGGUGGUGGCCUGGAAGCAUUACUUCAAGAGCCGAUUCCCUGAGAUCCAUGUGAUCUGUUUCACUUCUUACCCACAGCAUGACCAAGAUCCCAGUGCAGUGUUUAAAAAACGUCGGAAGCGUCGAAAGGGAUGGAGCACAGCUAUGGGGCCUGAUCAACUGCUGAGCUCCUGUGAGGCUAUCACAGCUGGCAAAGUGGACUUGAGCAGCUGGAAGGAGAAAAUUGAGCGGGAUGCUGCUAGUGCAGGCCUGCCCCUUGAUGACUCCGAGGAAGAGGAGGAAGAUGACAGAAGCGCGGCUGUGCUGGUGGAGCAUCAGACAGACGUAGCUAUGGAGGCUGGUGAAGCCUCCCAGGAGCUCUACAAAGAUGGAAUCCUGACAGUCGGCUGCGUAGGGUUCCCCAACGUGGGCAAGUCCUCUCUCAUCAAUGGGCUUGUGGGCCGCAAAGUGGUGAGCGUCUCCCGCACUCCUGGCCAUACCAAGUACUUCCAGACCUACUUUCUUACGCCCAUGGUCAAGUUGUGCGAUUGUCCUGGGCUCAUCUUCCCGUCUCUUGUUGAGAGGCAACAGCAGAUAUUGGCUGGUAUCUACCCUAUUUCCCAGAUCCAGGAGCCCUACACUUCUGUGGGGUACCUGGCCAGCCGGAUUCCAGUUCAGGCCUUGCUCAAGCUGCGGCAUCCGGACGCUGAACACAGCAAGCCUGAACCCCCUUGGUGUGCCUGGGAUGUGUGUGAAGCCUGGGCUGAGAAACGAGGUUACAAGACAGCAAAAGGAGCCCGCAAUGAUGUUUACCGAGCAGCCAACAGUCUUCUACGCCUUGCAGUCGACGGGCGGCUCUGUGUUUGCAUGCGACCUCCAGGCUACACAUCACAGAAAGCCAUGUGGGAGCAUCACCUUGAGACAGCCGAGAUUGCAGCUUUGCAGGAGGCUCGCCGCCGAGAAGGCAAACACAGCUCUGCUGAGGAAAACGAGGGGGAGGAAGAAGAGGAGGAUGAGAUCUCCAGCUCGGGAGAGGAGGAGGACGAAGAGAAAGACCGGGAUGCUGAUGAAGAAGGCGAAGAGGAAGAGGAGCCGCUUUCUGCACCCAAGAGUGGGGCCGGCCAGCCCGUUCCCCCCAGAAAGGGAAAGUUGGCCACCCGGAACUUGUUCGCUUUGCUUGGGGAGGAUGAAUGUUAGUCACUUCCCCUGUUGGACUACGGGGUGGGCGAUAAACUUGCCCAGCCCAACCCAGCCGCCCUCUCGCCCUGCUGUGCAUUCCCCAGCUCUGGAGCCGCUGUAUAUCAAUAAAGGUGAUGUUUAUUUCCUGGCCCACUUUUGUGGCUGUGGGGAGGCGAAGGGUUAGCAAUUAGGAACCAGGAGAAGUCCAUGGUCCAUCUUGCUCCGAACUCUUGUCGUAGUUGCUGGCUGGGAGAUGCUGGGGCGCCUACAAGCAGUACAGUCAGCUGUUGCCCACCACUGGUGGGGGGGUCUGACCGCUGCCCGAGAUCAGAUUCAUUCUCAUCCUUUUGUGAUCCAACCAGGAUCAUAAGCACAUUCAGCAAAAAUAGCCCCAAGUCUAAAGAAACAGUAAGUUUUGCAAAAGUACAACAGUCUUUAGGAAAAAAGUGUAUUGGAGGGAAGGAACUUUCAUAACACCACCCAAAGUGAAAACAGUGAAAACAGAGUCUGCUGUGGGUAGAGAAUACUGGCUUCUCCAGGUGGGGCAGGAAAGAGGUGGGAUGGCAUUCAGACUGAAAUGUUUACACCACCCUGUCCUCCUGCAGAUUUCACUUACAUUGUCUUCCAUGGCAGUUAUUAUGUUUAAUAUGUAUAUCCAUUGUUCAGUUUAUGGAAGAGAGAUUUGUCUGUGGUGGCCACUACCACAUAAUCUAACUAUCUUACAAAUUUAGGGCAAGCUAUGUGGAUAAAAGCCUCCAUCACAAAUGAUGAAAUCCCAACAUUCGGCCUGAUGGCCAAAUGAGGCUGAAUGAAUGAAUGUAUACUUUACUGCAGUCUUAGACCAGAAUAUGAACUGAAAAUCAACAGGAAGCACAGAAUAAUGGGUCAAGUGAUAAUACGUUAAGUCUGUGUAUUUAGAUUUUUUAAAAAUUCAAAAUUCGUGUGAAUCCAUUUACAUCAGUCCUGUGGGAGUUACAAGAGUGUGAAAUGGAGUUAAAUCCUGCUAUCCCCCCCCAAGUUACAACCAAACCAAACCAGAGACCAUCACUCGCUAUGGUCUGUGCCCAUGACUAUCCGGGACAAUCAGAACAGAAACUUGUUCUGUUCAUAUUUGAGCAGUUUUCCCCAAGUGCCUUCUCCAAUGCCUUGGGUUCCUACUCUCAUUGUCCCCAGCAGGCAAUAUCAGUGUCGUAGUCCAACUCAGCCGGAGUGCCACAGGUUAGGAACAGCUCCAUUAGUGGCUGCAAGAGCUCGCAGUCGCCCUUUGCCAGCACAAGUGGACCAACUCUUUGACUUAUCUAAAGCAGUGUUUCUCAACCUCAGCAACGUUAAGAUGUGUGGACUUCCA